ACAUACCGUAUGUCGUAUGGGGUGUAACUCGGGGGGAGGAAAAACACCACGAGGUUAGCAUCAGGCUCAGAAGUUCAAACCUUUCAGCCCUAUCAACUCCCUUGGAGACUUUCCGCUGAGUUUAGGCACUCACGCUUUUCUCUCCGAGUAUGUUUCUGAGAUUGUUCAUUCAUAGCGACCAUCCACAUGUUGCCGAGGUGAAAGUGGCCGAGAUGUAUCCGCAAGACUGAUGAGUAUAUAUUUGGCAGAACCAGCAGUAUUGAGCAAACAAAGUCAUCAGUACACAUCCAUUCGUCUCAUUAUCAACCAGAGCGGCUUUUCUUCACUCUCCAGGCCCAACGACCUUGAACAAACGAGCAACCUCUUCACGAAACUGCCACUGCCUCGGAUCAUUUACCCCUGAGUCAACAUGUCUGCUCCCUCUGACCACCACCACCACCACCACCAUGACCAUCACCACCAUGGAAAUGGGGCCUCUGCCACAGAGGAAAACCAGGAGUAUUUCAACAAGCUGGCCGCGGAGUACGACUCCAGGCACGAGAAGACGCUGGGCAAGCUGAUUGAGGAAAUCCGGGCGAGGGUCGAUUUCAUCGGCGUCGACUGGGCGGAUGAGGACGACGAGGACAACAACGGCGGCGACGGUGGGGAGAAGAAGGAUGUGACGGCGAAGAAGAGCGUAAGGCUGUUGGAUUACGCCUGCGGGACUGGUGUUGUAUCUAGGGCACUCGCCCCUUAUACUACCCAAUGUGUUGGCAUUGAUCUGUCAGAGAACAUGGUUGCUGCCUACAAUACUCGGGCCGAGAAUCAAGGUCUCGCCGCCUCCGAAAUGCACGCCUACCAGGGCAACAUCUGCGACCCCGACGAGCCCAACCCAGAAGCCCUCGCCUCGGCCGAGUUCUCCGAAUUCGACAUCGCCGCCGUAGGCCUCGGGUUCCACCACUUUGACGACCCGUCCCUGGCGGCCCGGCGGCUUGCCGAGCGGCUCAAGACGGGCGGCGUGCUGAUGAUUCUGGAUUUCUUGCCGCAUGGCAAGAUGGGUGACUCGCACCCUGCCCUGUCGACCGUCACACACCACGGCUUCUCGGAGGAGCACAUCAGGCGGAUCUACGAGGAGGCGGGGGUGGGCAAGGACUUUGGGCUCGAGGAGAUGGCGGUGGUGUUCAACUUUUCAAAGGAGAAGAAUGAUGAAGUGCGGCGGAAGAUCUUCAUCGCGCGCGGCACCAAGGCUUGACUGGGGUUCCGGCCACGGUUGUAGGAAGAGGAGGGGUUGAUCGGGGAGAUGGGUAGAUUGUCGGAAUUUGGAGAAUAGACUCGUUCUUGGACCUAGAUUUAGGAAAUACGUGAUUGUCUCUUCAUGGGUCUGUCGAAGAAAACAAUGUGUUCGCCAUGGAUACUGUAUCUAUGUGCUCUAUUUUACCUAAGAAGCAUCACGGACCUGGCCUAAGAGACCCAAGUCACUAGGUAGUCACAACCUCACUCUUUAGUCCUCUCCUUCACCUCUACAGUGCACG
Molecule: messenger RNA, 1511 nt
Organism: Chaetomium fimeti
Lineage: Eukaryota; Fungi; Ascomycota; Sordariomycetes; Sordariales; Chaetomiaceae
Product: S-adenosyl-L-methionine-dependent methyltransferase
Exons: 7
Coding region: 410-1231 (273 amino acids)
Molecular function (GO): methyltransferase activity
Source: RefSeq, a predicted model, not a curated record